This is a messenger RNA of Acyrthosiphon pisum (pea aphid), 1528 nucleotides long. It is a transcript of the gene O-fut2, whose product is annotated as O-fucosyltransferase 2. Bases 260 to 1462 code for a protein of 400 amino acids. NCBI's taxonomy places the organism in Eukaryota, Metazoa, Arthropoda, Insecta, Hemiptera, Aphididae. Gene Ontology annotation, molecular function: peptide-O-fucosyltransferase activity. The transcript has 7 exons. Gene Ontology annotation, biological process: protein O-linked glycosylation via fucose. The record is from RefSeq and is a predicted model, not a curated record.
AAUUUUUUGUAGCCGAAGCGGCAGCGGCGUGGUGGCCGCUGGUCUAGACAGUGGUCUAUUCACUCUAAGUCGACGAAAGGAAUGACUGCUGCAAAUUGCCAAGUACCUAUAAAAUUGCUUGAUUUGUAUCCUGUACAAUUAUUCACUUGUGUAGGACGACCGCCUACUGUGUGGCGGAAUUUAGCGGCAUGCUGUAAUGUCCUCAUUCCAUACAGUCGCGUGAUGAGUUUUAAGUUUAAAAUUUAAAAAUCUCCGAAACAUGCAUCUGGACGCAGUUUAUUGGUACGCGUUAGUAUUGUUGACUGCUAUCCAAUUCAGGUGUUCAAAGUGUGCCGUUGACAGCAGACUGUUGGAUGAAGAAGAAACAUUGGCAGAUCAUUCUAUACUCGACACAUUGCCUCGAUAUGUUUUGUAUGAUGUCAACAAACCCGAAGGAUUUAAUUUACGCCGUGAUGUGUUUAUACGAAUGGCAUCUUUUAUACAUCAUAUGAAUAAGGUGUCUGAUUAUCAUUGGAUUUUGGUGUUGCCACCAUGGCAUCGCUUGUAUCAUUGGAGAUCAUCAAAUCUUGUGCAGGACUGUCUUCCAUGGAGUCUAUUUUUUAAUGUGGAUUCCAUUAAAAAAACUACUCCAGUUGUUGAAUUACAUGAAUUUUUCCAAAUGAACGGAUUAAGACCAUUGGAUGCCCAAGUUACGUUACAAGAUUUUAAUGUGAAGUCAUUUGAGCAAUACCCAGACUUUUCAGACAAAUGGGAAGUAGCCAAUUGCAAAGAUCAAGUCCAAAAACAAUUUUGGAACCUAAACAACCUUACAUUUACCAAAUCAUUAUGUAUAUCAUUCCAAGGAAUUUCCACUCUACUAGCUGAUAUUGUUCAGGAGUUACAACCAAGAACUAUUAUAUUUGACCAUGCGGAGUUGGCAUUGCACAAUUAUUAUGGUGGGCAAGAGUAUUGGAUGAUAAGAAAAAGUAUGCAAUUCAGCAAAAACCUGCAUGAAAUUGCGAAGGAGUUUAAGAAAAGAAAUUUAAAACAAGAUUACUUGUGUGCACACUUGCGUCGCAGAGAUUUUUUAUACGGCCAUCCUAGUGAUGUACCCAAUAUUAAUAAUACAGCUAGACAGAUUAAAGAGAAAUUAAUUUUGUUGAAUAUUAAAACAGUCUAUGUAGCAACCGACACUUCAAAAACAGUUGAAGAACUUAAAAAUGUUUUACGACCUUAUCAAAUGUUUAAAUUUGAAGCUGAUAAGAAAACCUUGAACAAUUUUUUGGAUGGUGGGGUAGCAAUAAUUGAUCAAAUAAUAUGUUCACAAGCAAACUAUUUCAUUGGAACAUCCAAAUCCACGUUUUCAUUCCGAAUUCAAGAGGAGAGAGAAAUUCUUGGAUUGCCAAUAGAAACUACUUUCAAUAGCUUUUGUGGGGAUAAUACUGAGUGUACACAGCCUACUAAAUGGAGACUUGUUGAAUAAUGUUGUUGUUAUAUAGUAGACUGUUGCAAUGUCUCGGGGUACAUCGAUAAAUGGUUAUUUCGUUCA